AGUAGGUAUUUAGUUAGUUGGUACGAUAUAAUAAUAGUAUUAAUAGUUCACCCCAGGCCGAGUUGAUUCGUUUUUAGACUCGCAGUCGUGUCGUCUCGUGUUUGCAUUUUGCUUUGCGUCUAGCGAUUAGCGACGCAUUACGUUAGUCUACUCGAACACGCGUCGACGCUGCAGCUGUCAAAAUGAUCGCUUUCCACUUUGACAUUUCAAGUGAAGUGUUUUGAAGUUUGUACCAUACUGUACUUUGAACUCGCACAAAAUUCAAAUUUUAUUACGCUAAAACGAUAUACAUUGUGUAAUAUAAAUGAUUAUGCCGUUUGUUAACCGUAUUAAAAACCGUGAUAUAGAAAGCAAGUAAACAAAAUAAAUUCACGGCUUUUGGUGUACAAAAGAUACAAGCCAUAAAUAAUUAUGUUGAUGCUGUAAGUUUCGUGAGAGACUCAUUUCCUUAUCUACGGUUCAAUAUAACUGAUAAUACAGCUGUAGAUACUUUUGUGAUAUCAGUGAUUGUCGACUUGUAUGUCGUCAAGGUGUGAUUGAGUGAAAUACUAUUGUUGUGUCACAUUAAGGUUAUUUUUAAAUCAUGAUACUCAAAGGCAAAUUAUUGAAGGCGCUCAUUUUGGGCGCUCCAGCAUCAGGAAAAGGUACUAUUUCAUCUCGUAUUGUAAAAAAAUACAACAUUGCACAUGUGUCCAGUGGAGACAAAUUGAGAGAGCAUAUAGAGCAUCAGACAGACUUAGGGAAAGAAGUGAAAAAAUAUUUAAAUGAGGGAAAAUUAGUGCCUGAUGAUUUAAUAAUAAAGUUUAUGAUAACUGAACUGAAAAAAGUUGAGAAUAAACCAUGGCUAUUAGACGGUUUUCCCAGGACUGUUGCACAGGCAAAUGCUUUGUGGAAGACCCAACCCGUCGAUGUUGUACUCAACCUGGUGGUGCCCUUCGAGGUGAUCAUCGACCGGGUCAAAAACCGCUGGGUGCAUCUGCCUUCAGGAAGGGUCUAUAAUAUUGGGUUCAAUACUCCAAAGAAUCCUGGUAAAGAUGAUAUUACAAAUGAAGACUUAGUUCAACGUCCUGACGACAGGCCAGAAGCAGUGAGACAACGCCUCGAAAUAUAUGACGGUAUUACUCGCCCUGUUAUUGAUUUUUAUAAAGAAAAGGGAAUUCUCAAAGAAUUUGAAGGACGUACUUCUGAUGAAAUAUGGCCAAAGGUAGUGGCCUAUUUAGAUCCUAUAUUUAACAAAAAGUAGCUUUACAGGAAUAGUAGAUAGAUAGCUUUAAUAAUUGGUGCUAGAAUUUUUGGAAUGUUUUUAGUGUAUGUAAGUACAAGUGUACUACUCAUUGUAAAUAUUUAUAUUUAAAAGGAAGCCAGAUUUGCCUAAAUGAUGAUAAAAAAUUAGCUAAUAUUAUAUAAGUAGUUGACAUAAUGUAAUUAGUAAAGACUGCUCUAGUUUUCUUAGAUUGUGGAAGUAUAAUUAAAUCAUUGAAAAAUAUUAGUUUUUUACAACUUAU
Messenger RNA from Leguminivora glycinivorella, 1505 nucleotides. It is a transcript of the gene Ak3, whose product is annotated as GTP:AMP phosphotransferase AK3, mitochondrial. Gene Ontology annotation, biological process: nucleobase-containing compound metabolic process. Bases 584 to 1243 code for a protein of 219 amino acids. Gene Ontology annotation, molecular function: ATP binding; AMP kinase activity. The transcript has a single exon. The record is from RefSeq and is a predicted model, not a curated record. Gene Ontology annotation, cellular component: mitochondrion; cytoplasm. NCBI's taxonomy places the organism in Eukaryota, Metazoa, Arthropoda, Insecta, Lepidoptera, Tortricidae.